Carcharodon carcharias (great white shark) is the source of this 3114-nucleotide messenger RNA. Its product is annotated as transmembrane 9 superfamily member 2-like. Bases 331 to 2160 code for a protein of 609 amino acids. Gene Ontology annotation, biological process: protein localization to membrane. The record is from RefSeq and is a predicted model, not a curated record. The transcript is spliced from 18 exons. NCBI's taxonomy places the organism in Eukaryota, Metazoa, Chordata, Chondrichthyes, Lamniformes, Lamnidae. Gene Ontology annotation, cellular component: membrane.
UCCGGGCCCGGGCCGCGGGCUCUGCUCCUCACCGCCGCCCUGCUCCAGCUCUCCUCCGCUUUCUACCUGCCCGGACUGGCGCCCGUCAGCUUCUGUCAGAAAGAAGAUGAGACCGAGACCUGUAAGCAGUGACUUAGAUGAGGAGACGGUGUAAUGUAUCCAAGUUUGUUGACAAUGAAAAGUUGGUGGGAAAGUGAGGAGGACACAAGCUGCAAAAAGGAUUUACAGGUUAAAUGAGUGAGCAAGAAUGUGGCAGAAGGAAUAUAAUGCAGAGAAAUGUGAAGUUGUCCUCUUUUGUAAGGAAAAACAGAAAAGCAAAAUAUUUUUUACAUGUCAAACAUUGAAGUAUUUGUAAAUAGAUUGGACUCUGUGGAAUCUGUCCUACCAUAUGAAUACGAUGCGUUUGACUUUUGUCAGAACGAAACUGAGAAACGACCUUCUGAAAAUUUGGGACAGGUGUUGUUUGGAGAGAGGAUCGAGUCAUCUCCAUACAAGUUUACUUUUAACAAACCUGAAACAUGCAAAAUGAUUUGCGUCAGAUCCUACAAUCCAAAAGAUAAGCUGAGUGCAGACAAGCUGUCUUUCAUAAAGAAAGGAAUUCUGCUGAAUUACCAGCACCACUGGAUCAUUGAUAACAUGCCUGUCACAUGGUGCUAUGAUGUGGAAGAUGGCCAAAAGUUUUGUAAUCCUGGAUUUCCAAUUGGAUGCUUUGUUACUCAGGAUGGCCGUUCAAAAGAUGCCUGUGUCAUCAAUUCUGAAUUCAACAAGAAGAACACCUACUAUGUCUUCAAUCAUGUGGAUAUCUUCAUUACAUAUCACAGUGGAAAGAACAAGGAGUGGGAAGGUGCAAGACUGGUUGCUGCAAAAUUAGUCCCCAAAAGUUACAAUCAUGCAGACUUAACCCACCCUAAUUGUGAGGGACCUCCGAUGGAGAUUCCUGCUGAAGACAAAGAAAAGAAAAUUAAUAUUAUGUACACCUAUUCUGUUACAUUUACUGAGGAUGCCAAAAUAAAAUGGGCUUCCAGAUGGGAUUACAUUUUGGAAUCCAUGCCGCAUACAAAUAUUCAGUGGUUUAGUAUAAUGAAUUCCUUGGUGAUUGUCCUCUUCUUAUCUGGCAUGGUGGCAAUGAUUAUGCUUCGGACUCUUCACAAGGAUAUUGCUCGAUACAAUCAGAUUGACUCUGCAGAGGAUGCCCAGGAAGAGUUUGGUUGGAAGUUGGUGCAUGGUGAUGUCUUUAGGCCACCCAGGAAGGGAAUGCUUUUAUCUGUUUUCCUUGGACAAGGAACACAGAUCUUCAUAAUGAUGUUUAUCACUCUUUUCCUUGCAUGCCUUGGGUUCCUUUCACCAGCUAAUCGAGGAGCAUUGAUGACCUGUGCUGUUGUUCUGUGGGUCUUGCUAGGAACACCUGCGGGCUAUGUUUCUGCCAGAAUGUAUAAGACUUUUGGCGGUGAGAAGUGGAAGACCAAUGUUCUCUUGACUUCUUUUCUGUGUCCUGGAAUUGUCUUCAUUGAUUUCUUUAUCACAAACCUCAUCCUUUGGGUAGAAGGAUCUUCUGCUGCCAUUCCCUUUGGAACACUAGUAGCAAUUUUGGCAAUGUGGUUUGGAAUUUCAGUACCGCUGACUUUUGUUGGUGCUUAUUUUGGAUUUAAGAAAAGGCCCAUCGAUCAUCCUGUCCGCACAAAUCAAAUUCCACGUCAAAUCCCAGAGCAGUCAUUUUUUACUAAACCUUUACCAGGCAUUGUGAUGGGUGGCAUCCUACCUUUCGGGUGCAUUUUCAUACAGCUGUUUUUCAUUCUGAACAGCAUCUGGUCUCAUCAGAUGUAUUACAUGUUUGGUUUCCUUUUCUUGGUGUUCAUUAUUCUGCUCAUCACUUGUUCAGAAGCCACCAUCCUGCUGUGUUACUUCCACCUUUGUGCAGAGGAUUACCACUGGUGGUGGAGAUCAUUCCUGACAAGUGGAUUUACAGCUGUUUACUUCUUUGUGUACGCUGUUCAUUACUUCUUCUCCAAGCUUCAGAUCUCGGGUGCCGCAAGUACAAUAUUAUACUUUGGAUACACACUUAUCAUGGUCUUGAUCUUUUUUCUCUUUACAGGGACUAUUGGAUUUUUUGCCUGUUUUUGGUUCGUCAACAAGAUCUAUAGUGUUGUGAAGGUGGAUUAAUAAUGGGCUCCAUGUGGAGCAGAUUAUGAUGUGUAUUUUCUUUUUCUUUGCAUUUAAACUAUUUAUCAUAUAGCUUCAAUUCCUAAAAGUUUUCUAGAGAACAUUAUUCACUUUUAAUUGCAAAUUUAGGAUAAUAGCAACAAUAAAAAUAGUUUAGUUCACAAUCACUGUCAAUUUGCAAUCAUGUACUUAUGGUUAAAGUAACAGGUCAGGUAAAGCUUGGCUGGCAACUGUAAAUUCAGAAGCCUUUAAUUCAAUGCAUUGGCUUUGACCUUUUCAUUUUGGUUUUGGUGCAUGCUUGGGCGUGCUCUCCAGCUACGUGCCAUUGGUGGGGUGGCCUCGCCCAGCAGGAGGGCAUGGUGGACAUGUUGGCACAGAUUUCCAACAGUGCAUCGUCUACUGCAACAGCAGCGCACUCUGAUUUCCAGUGCACAUUUGCGCCAAUUGAGCCUUCCCACUGGUAGCACAAGGUGGAGGAAUGACCCCUGCUGUGUUUAUUCCAAAGAUGUCAGUCACUGUGCUCUGGUGUUUCUCAGUUCCAAAGUUUGUGCUUAAAUGGAGAAUUGAAUAAUUUUACUAAAAUGAAUUUUGAAGCUCUGCAUUAAAAAAUUUGCAAUAAUAUCAAUUGAUUGUACAUACAUCCUUUGUCCUUUCCUUUCUAAUGUAAAUACAUAUGGAGUUACAUUAACUAAUGUUUUCCCUUCUAUUUCAAGUUAGAUUUAACUUUGUUCCCAUUUUCCCAACAGCAGCAAAGAUUUGAUGUUCUUUUAUCUGUAUUUUCUUGUACUGUGAAAUUUUGUAAAUAGUCCCAAGAUCCACAUUAAUUUGAACAAGGGGUUAUUUAACUAGUACGUUAAAUAGCACAGAUUGAUGGCUUUGUUAUCUAUCCGCAGUGCCUGAUUAUGUCUUGAAAAUAUACCAAUUUUUGUUCAAUAAACUUGAGACGAAUCAUCA